CUGAGCUGCGCCCCCAUUCCCCCAAAGGCCCUGUAUUCCACCACCACCAUCAUCCUGCCCAAAUUCCCUCUGGCCCCACCAGGAGAAGAAGAGGAUGGCCUACACAAGUUCAGUAGACAUCUUUGACAUCUCCAGGUCAAUGUUCAAGUACCCAUGGCUGGAAUACCCAGGGAGGAACAAAGAACUCAGAAGCGUCUCGGCUCCUGUUUCCCUGCCCUUGUCCUGCCACCACAUACCAAAGGAAGAGCUUCCCCCAAGUCCAGAGUGCUGGAGGCAGCACCUGAGCAAGCCCAACACAGGACCUUACUGCUCCUCUUCCAAGAAGCCUGAGAUUGACACACACUGGCACACACUGUAUGAUCAGCGACAGGAAUGGGAGGCCCCGAUGUUGCUGAGAACAAGAGAUCACCCUAGGUACCUCAAAGAGGAUAUCCCCAUCCAAAAAGUUCAUCUCCCCGUGAUCAAGUGGACUAUAAAACCGCAGACAGCAUCCAAGCCUUUACACCCUACUGAGGACCCCCUGAAGGGGCUAAGAUUAAAGGAACUCACAAAAAGCCUGAAAUCUCCCAGAGAGGAUGAGCAGUUCUAUGCAGCACAGGCUCUGGGGUGCCUGGGCAUCGGUGACAAGUUUGUCAUGGAGGCACUAUUGCAGGUGGUCCAAACUGGUCCAGAGAAAGUGAAGUAUGAGGCCUGUCGAACCCUGGCCAUUCUGGGUUGCCUGAAUAAGCACGUGAUCCAGUCUCUUAUCAAGCAGUUGAAGGGGCAAAAUGAGGGGCAGAGGAUGGACACUCUGAUGGGGCUACGAGUGGCUCUGAACGCCUGGGCUGCUGUCCCCAAAGACAAGAGGACUCAAGUCGGGGAUGAAGGGAAACUGGUACCUGUGCUCCAGAUGCUGAUCCAGAAGUCAUCGAGGGAAACAGCCGCGGAGGCAGCCCUGUGCUUGGGUUUCCUGAGGCCCUGUAGCAGCACAGCCCGCGAGUUCUUGCUGCGAUGCCUGUGCCAAGGGCCCAUGACCCAGAGGAUGAAGGCACUUAGGAUGCUGGUCAAGAUGAUGCGUGUGCACUCAGCUGCAGUCAUCGGGGCUGUCCUAGACCAGCUGUGCCAUUCCAGUGUCCUGGAGCACCGCUUUGAAGCCACCCAGAUGCUCAAGACCAUUGGGCUGGAACAGAUCCAGGCACAGGGGCUGGAGGGGCUCAUAUUUAACAUGCUCAGGAAGAAGAUACACAAUGAACCUUUCCUCGCUGUGAGGCGGGCUGUGGCUGAAACUGUGGAAGAGCUCAAGAUGAAGCCUACAAUGAUGACCCUGGUGGAGGAGCAACUGAUGAACUCAAACGCCACUGCACGCCAGGAAGCAAUCAUCUCUUUGGGCAUCCUGGGGCUCCGCGACCCACAGGCGCUCCAUUUGCUCCUGGACAUGCUGGACGAGGAAAAGAACCAGUCUGUGAAGAAGACUCUACAAGAAACACUCAUUCUUUUGGCCUCCACUGAUCCCUGGAUCCAAAAGAAGCUGAAAAACAAGGCUCUCUUAGUAUAUGAGGCACCUAAGAACAACGAGAAGGCAGAGCCUAUGAGGUUCCGGAACAAGCCUGAGAACCCAGAAGAGUUAAGUAUCCAAGAUUUUCGACUUGCACAGCUGAACCCCUUUUUUGUUGCAAAGGCCAGUGCCUCAUUGGACCAACAGGAAAUGCUGAGUGCCCAGAAAGGGUCUGCCUGCUACCUCACCUAUGCCUUUCCACCCUGUUUCUCUAAGCUACUAGAAAACAACUCACAGGCCACAGGGUCUGGGUGCCAGGGAUCAGGAAACCGCUCCAGAUCCUUGCCCAAAACCUCCAAAUAG
Messenger RNA from Hipposideros armiger (great roundleaf bat), 1837 nucleotides. It is a transcript of the gene HEATR9, whose product is annotated as HEAT repeat containing 9. The transcript is spliced from 15 exons. The record is from RefSeq and is a predicted model, not a curated record. The coding region runs from base 95 to 1837 and encodes 580 amino acids. Lineage: Eukaryota; Metazoa; Chordata; Mammalia; Chiroptera; Hipposideridae.